CUUCCCUUUCGGCCCUUGCGCGCUUGGUAACAAGGUCGUGAAAGAAGGACUUGGUGUGGAACCGCCAUUUCCUCCGCCUUCGGUCUCUGCGCCUUUCGCAGAGCUUUCAACAGCGACAUGUUGGCACAGAGCAUCCGGAGGUUCACAACCUCUGUCGUCCGUAGGAGCCACUAUGAGGAGGGCCCCGGGAAGAAUUUGCCAUUUUCAGUGGAAAAUAAGUGGCGGUUACUAGCUAUGAUGACUUUGUACCUUGGAUCUGGAUUUGCUGCACCUUUCUUUAUAGUAAGACACCAACUGCUUAAGAAGUAAAGAUGUUUUAAUUCAUCCAUUUAACAGAUAAUGAAGAGCAUUUUAAGAGGUGCAAUCUCUUUGAAAAAUGGAUCAAACUCUUGAACUCAUAGCAUACUAGAUAUGUUUGUAAAUAAACAUAAGAUAUGAA
Messenger RNA from Propithecus coquereli (Coquerel's sifaka), 439 nucleotides. Its product is annotated as cytochrome c oxidase subunit 7C, mitochondrial. Gene Ontology annotation, biological process: mitochondrial electron transport, cytochrome c to oxygen. The coding region runs from base 118 to 309 and encodes 63 amino acids. Lineage: Eukaryota; Metazoa; Chordata; Mammalia; Primates; Indriidae. The transcript has 3 exons. The record is from RefSeq and is a predicted model, not a curated record.